Molecule: messenger RNA, 3724 nt
Organism: Cornus florida
Lineage: Eukaryota; Viridiplantae; Streptophyta; Magnoliopsida; Cornales; Cornaceae
Product: probable ubiquitin conjugation factor E4
Exons: 16
Coding region: 431-3547 (1038 amino acids)
Biological process (GO): protein polyubiquitination
Cellular component (GO): ubiquitin ligase complex; nucleus; cytoplasm
Molecular function (GO): ubiquitin-ubiquitin ligase activity
Source: RefSeq, a predicted model, not a curated record
ACGGAAAAACAGGUCUCCUAUAAAAGAAGAAUACGUCUCAAGUUCGUGAAAUACAGUUCCUUGUUAAAAUUAGAUUCCUCGAUAAUUCCCAAAACUCUCUUUCUUUCUAGUCGUCAAAUCUCCAAUUUUGUCACACAAUGAUUUGUGAGUGCACAAUUUCUCUCUCUCCAUAGAUACACACACAAAUAUAUAUAUAUAUAUAUAUAUAUAUAUAUAUAUAUAUAUAAGUUCACCACUCUUCGUUCUAUCUUAUCUAACCUCUUCUGUUAUGAUUUAUUCAAUCGCCAUUAAUCAGAUAUGAUGGAAACCCUAAUCAGUCGACAGCAUAUCCAACACUUCGUUUCUGCAUCUACUGUCUAACUUAAUCGAAGCUUAAGAUCGAAUUUCAUUAUAUAUACACCUAUAUCUAUAGUUAUAUUUAUUGUGUACUAUGGCGACUCAAAAGCCUCAAAGGUCUCCAGCGGAGAUCGAGGACGUCAUACUCCGUAAGAUAUUUCUUGUAUCGCUCAUUGAUUCGAUGGAGAAUGAUUCUCGAAUUGUGUAUUUGGAGAUGACAGCAGCCGAAGUUCUCAGCGAGGGCAAAGAGCUGAGACUGUCUAGGGAUUUGAUGGAAAGGGUUUUAAUUGAUCGGCUUUCGGGUAACUACCCAUCGGCUGAACCUCCGUUUUCGUAUUUAACCGGGUCUUAUCGUCGCGCACACGACGAGGGGAAGAAGAUUACUUCGAUAAAGGAUAAAGCUUUGAGGUCUGAAAUGGAAUCAGUUGUUAAGCAAGCCAAGAAAUUGGCUGUCUCGUAUUGUAGGAUUCAUUUGGGCAAUCCCGAUAUGUUUCCCAAUUGGGACACGAAUAAGUCGAAUGUGUCACCAUUGUUGCCGCUGAUUUUCUCUGAAGUUUCGAGCUCGCUUGAUGGAUUUGGAGGGAUUGGUAGUAGUGGAGGGAUUGGGAGCCCACCAGGAUUUUUGGAGGAGUUUUUUAGGGACGCGGAUUUUGAUAGUUUGGACCCCAUAUUGAAGCAACUGUACGAGGACUUGAGGGGUAGUGUGUUGAAAGUGUCCGCUCUUGGGAAUUUUCAACAGCCUUUAAGGGCUUUGCUGUUUUUAGUUAGCUUUCCAAUUGGUGCAAAGUCCCUAGUGAAUCACCCCUGGUGGAUUCCAAAGGGCAUGUACUUGAAUGGGCGCGUUAUAGAGAUGACAAGCAUAUUAGGUCCCUUCUUUCAUGUCAGCGCUCUGCCGGAUCAUACCAUUUUCAAGAGUCAGCCUGAUGUAGGCCAGCAGUGCUUCUCAGAAGCAUCAACUCGGCGUCCAGCUGAUUUGUUAUCUUCUUUCACAACAAUCAAAACUGUCAUGAAUAACUUAUAUGAUGGCCUGGCAGAAGUUCUUCUGUGUCUUCUUAAGAAUACAGACACUCGUGAGAGUGUCCUCGAGUAUCUUGCAGAGGUGAUCAACAGAAACACUUCAAGGGCUCAUAUGCAGGUUGAUCCAAUAUCUUGCGCAAGUUCAGGCAUGUUUGUUAAUCUCAGUGCUGUUAUGCUUCGGCUUUGCGAGCCAUUCUUAGAUGCCAAUCUAACAAAAAGGGACAAAAUUGAUCCUAAAUAUGUAUUCUACAGUACACGUUUGGAUUUAAGAGGAUUGACUGCUCUACAUGCAUCAUCUGAAGAAGUUACUGAAUGGCUAAAUAAAGAUAAUACUUUGGAAGCUGAUGGCCGUAAAGUUGGAGAAAAUCGGUUGCUACAAUCUCAAGGGGCUACCAGUUCUGGCAGUAAUGCUGGUGGACUCUCUCCCCUCCAAACUAACAAGCCAUUGUCAAGUUGUAGCAGAAAAACUAAAUAUCCAUUUAUUUGUGAAUGUUUCUUCAUGACUGCAAGGGUCCUCAAUUUGGGCAUAUUAAAAGCAUUUUCUGAUUUCAAGCAUCUUGUUCAGGACAUUUCGAGAUGUGAGGAUACUCUCUCCAGUUUGAAAACCAUGCAGGGGCAAGCGCCUUCUCAACAACUGGAGUUGGAUGUAGCUCGCCUCGAGAAAGAAAUUGAGCUAUAUUCGCAGGAAAAGCUCUGUUAUGAAGCACAGAUACUGAGGGAUGGAGGACUUGUUCAGAAUGCGCUGACUUUCUACCGGUUAAUGGUGGUUUGGUUGGUUGGCCUGGUUGAUGGUUUUAAGAUGCCUCUGCCAUCAACUUGCCCAAUGGAAUUCUCAUGCAUGCCUGAGCAUUUUUUGGAAGAUGCCAUGGAAUUGCUUAUUUUUGCUUCUCGGAUUCCUAAAGCUUUGGAUGGGGUUUUGCUGGAUGAUUUCAUGAACUUCAUCAUCAUGUUCAUGGCAAGUCCAGAGUUCAUCAGGAAUCCAUAUCUAAGAGCAAAAAUGGUGGAAGUCCUGAACUGCUGGAUGCCCCGUAGAAGUGGCUCAUCCGUUACAGCUACUCUAUUUGAAGGCCAUCAACUGUCGCUAGAGUAUCUUGUGAGGAACCUUCUGAAGCUUUAUGUUGACAUUGAGUUCACGGGUUCUCACACUCAGUUCUAUGACAAGUUUAACAUCCGCCAUAAUAUUGCCGAACUUCUAGAAUACCUAUGGCAGGUUCCUAGUCACCGCAAUGCGUGGAGACAGAUUGCCAAGGAAGAGGAAAAGGGUGUCUAUUUGAACUUCUUAAACUUCUUGGUCAAUGAUAGCAUUUAUCUUCUCGAUGAAAGUCUCAACAAAAUUCUUGAACUCAAAGAGCUGGAAGCUGAGAUGUCUAAUACUGUGGAAUGGGAGCGAAGACCGGCUCAAGAAAGGCAGGAGAGAACCCGACUUUUCCACUCCCAAGAGAACAUCAUUCGGAUUGAUAUGAAGUUGGCCAAUGAAGAUGUGACCAUGCUGGCAUUUACUUCAGAGCAGAUUACAGCUCCUUUCCUACUUCCAGAGAUGGUUGAAAGAGUGGCCAGCAUGCUCAAUUACUUUUUGUUGCAACUUGUGGGCCCCCAAAGGAAAUCUCUUAGUCUAAAAGAGCCUGAAAAGUAUGAGUUCCGUCCAAAGCAGUUGCUUAAGCAGAUUGUCAAUAUAUAUGUUCACCUAGCAAGGGGUGACACGGACAAUAUUUUCCCUGCUGCCAUCACUAAGGAUGGUCGAUCGUACAAUGAGCAGUUGUUUACUGCUGCAGCAGAUGUUCUCCGUAGAAUUGGUGAAGAUGGAAGAAUUAUUCACGAGUUCAUUGAGCUUGGUGCAAAAGCCAAGGUCGCAGCUUCUGAGGCUAUGGACGCUGAAGCUGUUCUUGGAGAGAUACCGGAUGAAUUCCUUGACCCAAUUCAGUACACUUUAAUGAAGGAUCCGGUUAUAUUACCUUCUUCAAGAAUCACAGUAGAUCGUCCUGUCAUUCAAAGGCAUCUUCUAAGUGAUAAUACUGAUCCAUUCAAUCGUUCCCAUCUUACUUCGGACAUGCUGAUUCCCGACAUUGAGCUGAAAGCAAAAAUUGAAGAGUUCAUUAGAUCUCAACAAUUGAAGAAACACGGAGAAAGCCUGAGUAUGCAUAGCACCAAGGCCACCUUACAAACCACAACCGAUGGAAUGACUUUAAUUGAUUAGGAAAUGGUUGUAGAAUUCCUAAUAUUUUGUAAAUGGGAAUUGAAGUCUUUAUUUUGUGUUCAGUGGAUAGAACCCUCUCUUAUUAUUAUUAUUAUUACGGAGUAUUAUUAUUAUACUUAAAGUGGAUUGUAAGUGCUGGAGUGCUCAUAUUAUUUACUAACAAUAUGUUUAACCUUA